GUUGGAAGAGAAAAAGGAAUGCUAGGCUGCAAACCAAACGCGUCCUAAACCCAUUCAUUGUAUUGGUGCGACGAAUAUGGCUUCAGCUCUCGAAGGGAUGAUGAUUGUGAUUAUGGGUGUCAGUGGUGCUGGGAAAUCAACUAUAGGUGAGAUGCUGGCCAAAGAGACAAACUGUAGCUUUAUUGAUGCUGAUGAUUUCCACCCACAAGCAAACAAAGAAAAGAUGAGUAAAGGGAUCCCUCUUUCAGAGGAAGAUCGAAUUCCUUGGCUUGAAACACUUCGGAAUGCCUUAAGAGAGAACUUGGUCAGUGGAAGUACUGUACUUCUUGGUUGUUCAGCUCUGCAGAAGCGGUACCGAGACAUUUUAAGAUCUGCAGACCCUAACUAUGAACCUGGAAGUUAUGCCAGUCUGGUGAAGUUCAUCUUGUUAGACACUAAGGCACAUGUGCUGGCUGCUCGAUUAGAGAAGAGAGUAGCAGAAGGAAAGCACUUCAUGUCACCCGAACUUUUGCAGUCUCAGUUAGACUUGCUUCAGAUUGAUGAUUCUGAAGGGAUACUUAAAGUUGAUGCUAACCUAACUCCACAAGACAUAGUAAACGCUAUCCAAAGAUUGUUUUUUGGUUCAAAAGUCGUCCAAGAAUGUAACCAUUAGGCCAGUUUAGUGAAAGCGUAGCAGGGAAGUGUGGAUCUUCUUUCCUGUUUGACCUCACAAACAUGGUUUUGAUUUCUGAAAACAUAUUGGUGGAAGUAAUUUAAAGGACUUUUAAGCCUUA
Rosa chinensis is the source of this 773-nucleotide messenger RNA. Its product is annotated as gluconokinase. Gene Ontology annotation, molecular function: gluconokinase activity. Bases 77 to 652 code for a protein of 191 amino acids. Gene Ontology annotation, cellular component: cytoplasm. NCBI's taxonomy places the organism in Eukaryota, Viridiplantae, Streptophyta, Magnoliopsida, Rosales, Rosaceae. The record is from RefSeq and is a predicted model, not a curated record. The transcript has 5 exons.